This is a messenger RNA of Pelobates fuscus (common spadefoot toad), 2820 nucleotides long. Its product is annotated as lateral signaling target protein 2 homolog. Gene Ontology annotation, molecular function: metal ion binding. Gene Ontology annotation, biological process: negative regulation of epidermal growth factor-activated receptor activity. The record is from RefSeq and is a predicted model, not a curated record. Bases 59 to 1822 code for a protein of 587 amino acids. The transcript has 13 exons. Lineage: Eukaryota; Metazoa; Chordata; Amphibia; Anura; Pelobatidae. Gene Ontology annotation, cellular component: early endosome membrane.
CGGGCAGCUCGCACACGGAAAACUGGAGGUUGACAGGCGGUGUGGUCGGGGUUGUAACAUGUUACCCUCAGUGGUGAGAAGGUGGCUGAACAGACCCAAGAAGUCUGAUCCACGACUGUUGGCGAGGUUUUUCUACGUAGAUGAAGACGUUAAUGCGGUUAUGCAUGACUUGCGAUGUUUGGAUAUAGAGAAGGAGCCUGCAAGUUACCUCAUAGUACUCACACAGCUGCAUAACACCCAGGAUCGCAUGUUACUUCUCUUUGAGCAAAUGUUGGAACAAGUUGUACCGAAAAAGCGGCGACCGCGAGAUUACUAUUGGAAAUUCCCAGAUGAUAAUAUGCCUGGUUACAUGACCACUCAUCUCCUGUUUGCAGCAGAGCUCAUGGUUGGUGGUACAUAUGUUGAGGUAGAAGAAACAGAUGGAGAAACAAUACGUCCUUUAGCACAAGAACUGCUGCGCAGUGUUGUGAACUUGCGGAGCAUAUUGAGAGAACAAAGCCUUGAGGAUCCUAGCAUAUACCCAGAGCAAGCACAAAGGGCACUCCUGCGAUAUGACUACCUGUGUGCAGAGUUCGAGUUACGCUAUAUGUCACUGGUGUCAAACGUAAAGACUCCUGAAGAAAUCUACGAGCAGCAAGAAGUUGCUGUGCUUUUCUGUGAGACCGUUUCUAGAGCUUUGCAAAAGGGAUACAUAACCCAGGAAAUGAUUGAUGACUAUGAACCUGAGCUAAUGAUUUCUAUCCCACGCUUGGCUAUUAUUAGUGGCCUGCUGAUUUAUCCAGAUGGUCCCUUGAGUCUCCAGAAACAUCCAGAAGAGAUGUGUGAGUUGUUCAGCCCAUUUUACACCUUGUUGAAAAAAAUAAAGGAACUCCUUUUAACCCUUACAGAGGAUGAACUUUUUUCUCUAGAAAGAGCUCUGUGCUCUUCUUCCUCUAAAGACACCUCCAUACAAUUAUCUAAUCACUCGGAAUCUCCUGAUGCGUUGGACAUCCCAAGCCAAAGCAAGAAACAACCAGAACCUAAACUUUGUUCUGUAGAUCUUUCGCCCCAACCUGAAAGCAAGGAAGAAUCUUUGCAAGAGUGUUCUGGUGCUUUAGCAAGUGAAACGAACAAAUGCUCUUCUACAGACAGAAUUCCGCAAGCCAGCUCUGUGUUGGUAGCACCACUUGACGACACACAAAUAAGCACCGAUACAUGCAACCCCAGUGACCAGGAUAAAUCAUCCUCUGAAAAUCGAACAUGUGUCCUGAAGCCAACUACAAUAGUACAGUGUGUCAUGAAGAGAACCUCAGAACGCCACAGACUACAUGCCCGGAAAUCACGAUAUCAUGAUGUACGGUCCCGUUAUCGCAGUGAUGGCGAUAUGCUGCAUCGUCUGUUUGUCUGUAUUUCAGGUGUCGCUGACCAAUUACAGACCAACUUUGCAAAUGACCUUCGUAAUAUUCUCAAGAGUGUGUUUGACGCUGUACGCUCCAAACAAGAGGAUCAAGAAAAAACUGCAGAAGAUGCAUUCCGUUUACCCAGCUGUGCCCUUUGUCAGAAUCCGGAACAUCCCAACAGAGGAGUGGAUCCUGCCUCUCCAGAGUGGGUCCCAGAUAGUGCCUGCAACCAAUGUACAACGUGCUGCGCGCCUUUCACUCUGCUGCGGAGGAGACAUCACUGUCGCAGCUGUGGAAAGAUUUUUUGUUCACGCUGCUCUGCAUACACUACUUCUCUGCCACACCUACCAAACUCACAGCCUGUUCGAGUGUGCUCCCAUUGCUUCCAUGUGCACUGUCGAUUUCAAAGCAGACAUGUAGAGGGGGCAUGGUUCCAGGACUGAUAUUUUUACGUACUGCGAUAAUCUGGGACAGAACUGGUGUCUGCCUCACUUAAAACCUCUACAACCAGCAAAAAUUGCCAAAAAAGCAAUUCCCGUUGAUUUUACAGGAAAAAGACUUGGAUAUUUUUUUUUUUAACGUUUCUUUUAAACCGUUUCUACCUUAUCUGAAUAUAGGUGCCCUCAAUAUGCUGCAUCAUUUUUUAAACUGGUUAUUCUUGCAUCUCUAAACUUGAAUUUUAUUGUUUUAUACACCUGAUCCUUACUAAUGUUUAUUUGAAAUUGAACAUACUUAUUUUUUUAACAAUUUAACUGCUAAUGUCCAGUUGUAUGUUUUGUUUUUUUUUUUAAAUGUUCUUUUUGGGGUGGAGGGAGGUGGUGACCUAUGCACUAAAUUGUAGCCAAGAAUGUGAUGAUGUGUUAACAUGCAGGCAUUUUAAACUUUGUACUGCUAUAAAAACUGCAUUUUCAGUCAAAGGUGGGUAUCUUUGAGACAAAUUUAUUUAAUUGCUGCUUUUCGACUGGCAAAAUGUAAAUGUUUACAUGGGUCUUUUGGUUUUUCUGGGACACAUUUUACAUAUUCUGGUCAUUAAUGCACAUUCAAUAUUUUUGCCAUAGAGUAUAUUCUCACCAAUAUGUUACCGUAAUAUUAAAUUUUACACUUUAUUUUUUUUUAUUUUAUAUACAUUGACAACUACACCACCCCGCCACCACAGGGACAAAAUAAUUUGACAUUAAAUUGGCAGCGGGUUAUUUUUUUUUUUUUUUUUUUAAACAUUUUCUUUUUCUGGGUAUUCAUGUAAUAGUUGCCAAAAAUCAGACUUAAUUUCUGAGACGCUUACUUGUGAAAUUUCAAAUAACAACAUGGUUUGAGUUUACAUUUUAUCUUGUAUAUCUUUUAAUAUUAAAAUAGAAACUACCUGAAGAUAUUUCCUUAGUGACUAAUAAUCAUAAUUGGUAAUCUUUGCAGAAGGGGAAUAUAUAGAAAAUAUCCAUGAGUU